Messenger RNA from Lytechinus pictus (painted urchin), 10128 nucleotides. RefSeq lists its product as uncharacterized. Bases 1 to 1053 code for a protein of 350 amino acids. Lineage: Eukaryota; Metazoa; Echinodermata; Echinoidea; Temnopleuroida; Toxopneustidae. The record is from RefSeq and is a predicted model, not a curated record. Gene Ontology annotation, biological process: negative regulation of translation; negative regulation of ribosome biogenesis. Gene Ontology annotation, molecular function: ribosomal large subunit binding. The transcript is spliced from 6 exons. Gene Ontology annotation, cellular component: mitochondrion.
AUGGGUGUCUUGCUAAUUCUGAAGACAUACCGGUACAUGGUACCCGAACUUAAUGGACGACGCCAUAUUGCCAGAUUCAGGCAGAUUUGGCCCGCGCCCUCUCCGGCAUUUUGUCAUCUUCCAGGAGGACUAAAUCCAGGACUCUGUGAUUGGGAUAGAAAUGUCAUUAACAAAAGGUGUCAAAUAAUUUCAAGGACCUUCAGAUCUUCUGGUGGUUUUGCAAAAGGUCUAGAUGACAGAAAAGAUGAUUGGGUUGAAGAUAAGAUUGAUGAAAAUAUGGAGGAGUGGAUUCACCCUGAUGAUAGGUCAGAUAUGAUCUUGGAAAAAGACCCAGAAUUGAAGUCUUUGUUGCGAGAACUUGCAUCAGAUUUUGGAAAAGAAAAACAAGAUGGAAAUACAAGUGAGGUAGGACUGAGUUGCCAUGAAGGAAUCAGUGCAGGUGAAAAGAAGGAAGACAAGUCCAGUGCAGGAGCUACAUGUAAGCUGGAUGGAAAUGUAAAGAUGGAUACAUUUGAUACAAGUGAAGGAGAAGCUGAAACACUAGAACCAAUCAGUACUGAAAAUGGAGAGCAGGAGAAGAAAUUUGUAUUUAGCAUUGAUGAUCUUGUAUCUGUUCUAAGAGAAGAGAAUGCGCAAGACAUCUGUGUCAUCAACAUCCCAAAGGAGAAACAAUAUGUUGACUAUUUUGUGGUUGUUACUGGACGAUCUCUGAGACACCUUAAAGCAAUGGCUCUUCAUGUUAAUCAACAGUAUAAAACAAAAAAGUCCAAAGAAGACCCUUAUGUUCUUGUGGAGGGAGAAGAUACCGACGAUUGGAUAUGCAUUGACUUUGGUAAUAUUGUGCUGCACCUAAUGUCAGAGGAGACUAGGGAGUUCUACGAGCUCGAGAAGCUAUGGACCCUUGGACCUGAAUACGACGAUCAGCUGAGACGAAUGAAGGAGUAUGAAACCAAGAUGCAGGAGACUCUUGAUAGUGUGGAUCUUGUAAGGACAGGCAACAAGGAACAGAAGGAGAAUGGCGAUGGCAGGCCUGUCAUAUCAUUUGCAAGAUGAAGAGCUCUAUAGAAUCUAAUCCGAAUGGAUGUGGUAUAAUUCAUAAUAGAUGGAGGAAUUCAUUUGCACAGGCAAAUAGAAGCGGUCUCUAAAUCCUCUAUAAGUUUGUACUAUGCAGGGGCCGCGGAACCGGGGGUUUCCAAAACCGUGUACAAAAACGUAAAAAUGACCAUAGGAUUGUGAUUUUUUGCAUGGUCAGCCCCCCCACUUUUGACUCAGCCCCCCCCCCCCCCCCCCACUUUGAAAACCGUUCCACGGCCCCUGCUAUGCAAAUGUUCCAUGGGGUAUUUCAUACGUUUUUGCAUUUGGUUUUUCGUCUGCUUGCCGUUCUGUUGUCCAUUUACCAUUUUCUCUCUUCCAGCUGGGCUAUAUCCAUUUUAUGUAAUAUCAACUUGGUCUAUUAAAGGAGAAAGAAACCUUUGGAAUAAGAUUGCUUACAAGUGCGAAAACAGAAAAAUCAAAGAAAAGGAUCAACGAAAAUUUGGGAAAAAUUGAAUAAAAAAAUAAUAAGAAAGUUAUCAUCAUUUAAAGUGUGAAUAAUUAUUGCAACGUAGAUCCUCCCAUUGGCAAUGUGACAAAGAUGAGUGAUGUCACAUGUGAACAACUUUCCCAUUACUUUUGUAUAUAUUUCACUUAAACUGCCUUUUUUAUCACAUUUUUUCCGUAGCUCAUGCAUUCUUUUUAUAGGGCAUGUAAUUAGUCCUACAUGUAAAACAGAUUUUAUAAGAAUACAUUAUGGAUGAAGAGUUUAAAUCACCAUAAGAAAGAGCAAAAAGAGACAUUUUGGGCAUAUGUUACAGUCCAUCAAAGGGAAAGUUGUUCACAUGUGACAUCACACAUCUGUGUCGCAUUGCCAUUGGGAGGAUCUCCAUAGCAUAGUGAUCGCAAUAUUCAAAAGCUCAUGACUUUCUCAUUAUUUGUCAGAUUUUUCUCAAACUUUCUUUGAUCUUAUUCUUUGAUUUUUCUAUUUCCACACAAGCCCACUUGUUCCAAAGGGUUGAUUCCCCUUUAAAUACCACUUAGUCUUUGGUGUAUUAUUAGAUGAGCUGUGCAUGAACCAAAAUUUUCAUUUGACAAAGUAGUUGAAAAUGAUAAGACCAAGUUGGAAUUAUAUACCAUCUGAGCAUUAGACUAAAUGGCAAUUAGACUCUUAUACCAAGUGUAGCGUACAGACCACAUUGAUAGCAGACCCAAACUUAAAGGACAAGUCCACCCCAAUAAAAAGUUGAUUUGAAUAUAAAGAGAAAAAUCAAACAAGCAUAACACUGAAAAUGUCAUCAAAAUCGGAUGUAAAAUAAGAAAGUUAUGACAUUUUAAAGUUUCCGCUUAAUUUCACAAAACAGUUAUUUGCACAUCCUGGUUGGUAUGCAAAUGAGGAGAGUGAUGACGUCAUUCACUCACUAUUUCUUUUGUAUUUUAUUAUAUAAAAUAUUAUAAUUUUCUCCUCAUUGUCAAGUGAAACGACGAUUAAUUCCUCCCUGAACACGUGGAAUUAGCAUUGUUUAAUACUAUAUGGUCCAGUCAAGUUGGUCCUUAUUAUCAAAUUUUCUAAAAAAUGAAAUAUUGUAUCAUUCAAACAAUAAAAAACAAAAGAAAUAGUGAGUGAUGGACAUCAUCGACUUACUCAUUUGCAUGUCACUGAGUUGUACAUACAUGUAUCACUGUUUUGUGAAAAAUAAGUGAAACUUUAAAAUGCCAUAACUUUCUUAUUUUACAUCCGAUUUUGAUGAAAUUUUCAGCGUUAUGCUAGUUUGAUUUUUCUCUAUUUAUUAAGGGUUAAGCCUUUGUUAUGUUACUGUCUGAGAAAUAGACUUACUGCUUGUAGACCAAAACUCUCUCUUACUAGUAGAUUGGGGAUCGAGAAAACUGCUUAGAAAUAUUCCAUUCAGUGAAGUCAUGAAAGCAACAUUUAGUUUGUUACCCACAAGCCCUUAAAUUUAUGUCAGGACUUUGAUGACUAAUUUCAUCAGAGCACUGGUGCAAGAUCCUUGACCAUUUCAUUAUUGAACUUUAAAAGAAAUUUCCAAAGAUAAAAUUUCAGAUAGAAUCUUUGUAAUUCAUUGGAAUUAAGAUUCUUGUUUUGUAAUAUAAAGGGGCAUGUGCCUGCAAUUGCAUAGUGUUUCUGUUUUUAUGUGUCCACCCAUUGUAGAUGGUGCAUGAGGCAUUAUGCUUUCAGGUUGUCUGUCCGUCAGUCCUGUUUUUGUUCUCUCGAUUAACUCAAGAACUGUUUUGAUAGAUUAACUCCAUACAUACAUACAUGGGAGUGACAAUUAUUUUAUUGAGUAUUUGGGGUAUGGAGGUCGAAGGUUGAAGAUCCAACAGGUCAUCUUUAAAUGCCGUUUUCUGGCGAUAAUUCAAGAACUGUUCAUUGCAUCAUCUUCAAACGUUCAAUUGCCAAUUCGUCUACUGCCAACUCGUCCACUCACCACAUGGUCUACCUUCAUUUAGUCUACCGGUAAUGCCAUUGCGUCCAUCAACAUUUCGUCUAACAACCAUCUGGUCCAAUAACCAUUUGGUCCAAUCAUCAGUUCGUCUAAUCAUCAGUUCGUCUAUGACCAUUUCGUCUCAUAACCAGUUGGUCUAAUAUUCAUUUUAUUUUCAUUCAUUUUGCCCAAUUAACACUUUAAUAGUCUAAUUAGACCAAAUGGUAUAUGAACUAAAUGGCUAUUGGACCAACUGGUUAUUAGACGAAGUGGUGAGUGGACAAAAAAGCAAUUAGACCAUGUGGAUAUUGGACGAACUGAUGGUAGACCAAAUGAUAGUAGACAAGUUGGCAAUUGGACGAAUUGGCAUUUGACCAAAUGACAAUAAACCUCUUCAAACUUGGAUCAUGUAUGCAUAUUGGAGUGACAUUAAUGUGAUUAGUUUCUCAGGUCACAAGGCCAAAGGUUCAAGUCACAUAGUUAACAACUUUAAGAUUGGAAGAUGCAUGCUUACUAGAGUGUCAAUGAUAUGAUUAGUUGGGGGGAACAUCUAUCGAAGGUUAUGAAAAUGAUACAUCUUGAAAUAACUUUUUCGUGAUAAUUCAAGAACUGUUCGAAAGACCGACUUCAAACUCAGUUCAUGUAUGCACUAUAUAUAUACAAGCAUAUAGGGUUAGGAAUUACAAUGAUCUUUAGUUUGGGCCCCUUUUGGGGAAUGGCUUCCUAGUUCAUAAAGAGUGACAAUGAUCUAAUUAGUUUGUGGUGUCAUGGCUGGAAAUCUUUUUGAUGGUUUUCACAAUAUCAGAAAAAAGGAUGCAUUAAACUUCACAUCUGGCAAUGGCGGAGGCAUAAUGUUCCAAUACGCAGUCUAGAAUGUUUUGCAUAUUUUGUUCUAAGAAGAGCUGCAACUGAAUUUCAACUUUUACAGACUCGUCGAGAAGUGAUUAUUAAUCGUGUUAUCUACUCCUGGACCAGAUUUGUUAUCUUGUAAAAACCGUUUGAAAUUCUUAAUUAUCCACACUAUGACAUUCCUUCUGCUACCCAAUACUUUAGUUCUUGUGCAAAUUUCAUUACAAAAUGCUCUUUGCCUUUAAUAUCUUACACACACAUGUGUACAUAUCGAUAUUGUCAAAUAUACAUGGAAUAUAUCUUUUCAAGGUUUAAUCGAAAAUAUAAACAGUUGUUGUAUGCAAGAACAAUGAAAUCAAUGCGAUGCUUUCAACAUUAUAGAAUAGAGGUGUGGCUGAUGAUGGUAAUAAACUAGUAAUGCAUUUGUGGGAAUAUUGGGUGAUAUUUUGUCAAUAAAUUUCAUGAAAUACAUAAAUUGUGUAUGUGACAUGAGUCUGGGCCAUGGCCAUAUCUAGGAAGAAGUGGAUGCACUGUCAAAAAUAUUUUUUUUAAAGCCCCCACCCAUCAGAGGUCGUUUCAUUAUGUUUGAAGGUUGUCUGUCCAUCCGUCCUGUUUUUGUUUCCAUGAUAGUGGAAGAACACUUUGAUGAAUCCACUUCAAACAUGGUCCAAGUAAUCAUUUGUAGCACUGGUAAUGCUCAGAAUAGUUUGGGGUAUCAAGGUCAUGAUGUGUAUCUGUACAUUAACUUAUUUCAUUCUAUUGAUGACUGAAGAAGCAUUUUGCAGGAUCAACAUUUUGCAUUUUUGCAUGAUCAUUGUGCAUGAUCAUAGAUUUAUGGGUAACAAGGUCAAGGUCCCAAGUGUCAUUAAGUUCCUGAAAGUAUCUCUUCUUGCAAGUAACUAAAUUAGAACUAUUCAACUUCAAACUUUGCUUGUGUAUACGUACAUGUAAGGGAGUAAUUUUGAUCUGAUUUGGGGUCAUAAGGUCAAAGGUCACAUAUGCCAUUCCUGAAAAUACCCUGUACUGUUUAAGGGUUUGACUUCGAUCUUGGCUCAUUUACAUUCGGUAAACAUGCAUAUUGUCUUCUCAGCAUGAUUUGACCAAUGCGGUGAUGCCUUUUAUACUGUAUGCUUGCUGGAAAUUUAAAUGCAACUUGAAGUCACACUUGAAUCUUUGUGAAACAACUGCCUGAUUAGAAUACAGGUCAUUUUGUCACAGAAGUUUGCUUUGCAAAUCCUAUGUGGAAAGUGGUCUGAAAAUGCAGCCUAAAAUCCCCGACUGUGACUUGGGCACAGAAGGUCCCUCUGAAAACAGCAAGUUGUGUUUUGCUAGUCUGGUGCCAAGAUCCCCUUUUUGAUCAAAGUUUCAAUCAAAGUCUGUUCAUUCAGACUAGGUUCAAAGGUCCAAGAUAGCAAAGGUCAUAAACUUAUUACAUACUUAGUAUAUAUUAGAAAGUAAAUCUUUCUUCUAAUAUCUCAACUGAAAAACUGUUCGAAGGAUUAAUUUCACACCUCAGUCAUAUGAAUAUGUGAGUUAGGAAGAUGGUCACAUACUGUAGAUCUUUAUAUCCAUGAAAAUAUAUUCUUGUGAUAACCAAAUAAUCCUUUGUGGGACAAACUUGGAUCAUGUGCAGUCAUCUGGUUAGAAUUUGGGGUUACAAGGUCUAAAAUUACAGAGGUGAUAAGUUUUGAAAUAAUAGGUAUGUGACAUAUUUCUGAUCUGACAGUGGCAGAGGAAUUUUCUUGAAAUACCAAAGCAGUGGCCUUUUACAAGUGGUUGAUGUUUUCAAAUUAUAUUAAUAUUUGCUUGUUUGAUACUUUGAUUUCUCUCCAUUUAAUUCAAAUCCACUAAUUGAUCAAGGCCAUACCAGGGGUAUCUUUAUAAUAUGGGGAUAAACAAGAAAUAUUACUCAGCUGUUUUUGGAUGAAUUUAAGGAUAUGUUAUCUUUUGGUUUGCUUUUGUAUUUUCAUUACAAAAGGUUAGAUCCCCCCCCCCCCUUCUCUAAGGGGGGGAUCUCAUCCUUUUGGAUGAAACUGUCGUCCUCGAUCACUCAUUCUCUCUUCAAUGAAUUUCAUUAAAUCUCUUGGGAUAUUGAUGUUGAAGUACAAUUUGUUCACCUUCACAACCGAUGCUGAAUAUUGCCUCAGACAAACUAAACGUUAAAAAGAAUCAUUGCCAUUGCACGUGACAGCUGUCGUUGCUAUUGUUUGAAACCUAGAUACAUUUCAGAUGAAGAGUUUGAAGAAAAAUCAAUAAAAAUUGCACGGCCGUGGUUUGGUUGUAUAUCUGGUUUAUUCUGGUUUAGUUGUUAUGACGUUUAUUCAAAGUGAUUUAUUUUAUUACAUUGCUCUUUAUUAACAUAAUCACAAAGAGUUAAUUUUUUGUAUCGUUUCAGUGAUAAUGUUAUCAGUUUCUAAACUUUGGUAUCAAAACUAGGAAAGGGAAUCAUAUCUUUGAUAUGAAAUUGAAUUGUACUUCUUACAAAAUAACCCUUGCAAAAUGUGAAACAUAAACAGUUCAUAAUAUCACUAAGUUACUGCAUUUGCAGAUUGGUCAUAUGAUAAUUUUCAAAACUGAUUUUUUUUUUUUCUUUCCAAGGGUUAGAUGGAAAUUUAUUCUCUAGCUCUUUGUGUCAGAUACUUUAAUGAUUUACUGUAAAACCAGAAUUUAAUUUUACUUCUUAUAAAAUGACCCUUGCAAAAUGUGAAACAUAAACAGUUCAUGAUAUCAUUAAUUUACUGCAUUUGCAGAUUUUUCUUUCUUUCAAAUGUUAAAUGGAAAUUAUUAUCUCUUUAUACAUGUACCGUAUGGUCUUAGGAUAUGUUGGAUACUUAAUGCACUGUAAAACCAGAAAUAUUAAGAACAAAUGAAUUAUACAUGCACACAGGGGUCGCCAGGAUGUUUUGAUGGUGGUGGGGGGGGGGGUAAGACCACCUGUUUUUCGACUGUCUCGUUUCCAUGUCACUGAGUUGUGCAUAUCACUGUUUUGUGAACAAAUAAGCAAAACAUUAAAAUGUCAUUACUUUCUCAUUUUACAUCUGAUUUUGAUGAAAUUUUCAGCAUAAUGCUUGUUUGAUUUUCUCUAUUCAAAUCAACAUUUUUCUGGGGUGGACUUGACCUUUAAAUAGCCCUUCUGAAAGAGGAGAUACUAAGCUUUAUAAGAGGAGAUUCUAAGCUUUAUAAUGAUAUAUAACUCAUGAUCCUAACCCACACAAGUAAGAGGAGAAUGUUCACUACCAUGGAACACUCCUUUUGAGAAAAGGGGGAUUAAAAAUUACUAGUCUAUUGAAGAGCGCUCACUCUUCCACUAUUGUGUAUUGUAGACAAAAGGUAGAUUAAAAAUCAAUAGAAUUUUGAUGGAAGGAAUUAUCAGCUUGCCCCUAAAGUUCACACACUAAUAAGGUACAUCCUGUCCAUUUGUUUGAAUAAGUAUCAAUGUUAGAAGAAAUCCUGUUUUGAAUUUAUAGGAGUUCAAAGAGAGAUUAAUUUUCAGGUAUUCGUGAAAACAAAAACAUGAUUACAAUUAACUCAAAAAGACAAAAUAGAUCUAAUAAAAGCACUCAAAAACGAAACUUAAGGUUUGAUUUGUACAUCCAAUUUCUUUACAGUAAAUAGAGGAGAGUAUACUCUUUCAGAAAACACAAAAACCUGAAAUUUAAACAUUCUAACCAAAAUGCUCUUAAUUGGCUCUUUUUUUAAAUAACACAGUGCUACUUUUUGUGGGUUUUGUGGUGCUGGGUCUCAUAUAGUAUUUUGAAAGAUUGUAUGUAUAUUUCACAUUCUUGAAACAAAAAGUUAUAUUUGUAGUAUGAUGUAAUAAACCAUCCAAGAAAACAAGGAGUAAUGGUAAAUUUUGCUCAUAAAUUUAUCUACAGACUGUGAUAUGCAUUUUUCAUUUUUGAUUAAUUUGCAAACUUUAAAAUGCCAUGUAAUUUUAUCUGAUUUUGAUUUUUUUUGUAAUAGUUCAACUCCUUUGAUUAUCAUUUAUUCAAGUGAUUGAAUUCAAAUUUAAUUUCCAUGGAUGUACGUGUGGCCAUAUUUCACCAUGACGGAAAGUUUAUAAUAAAAAAAGCAGAAAAAAUGAAUAAGUAUUGGUGAAUUGGGGAAAAUCCAUCCAAGGAUAAAAAAAUUAUUAGAAUUUGAAUUAUUUGAAUUGUGACAUGACAAUGCGAGCAGCUUUCCUACAUAUAUCAUUUGGUAAAAAAUUAAUGAAAUGUAAUUUUCUCAGAAAAUUAAAAAUGGUUUUACCUUCACUAUAUUGAUACACAGAUUAUUUCACACCUGCUCCUAAAAAAAAAUAAAAAAUAAAUCAUCAUGAAAUAUUAAAAAUAAAUGCAUGCAUUUUAUAUUAUAUAACAUAUGGGGUAGCUUCUCGUUUAUGAUAUCUAAAAAAAACUUGAAAUUCUAAUAACUUUCUUUAAAUGGAUUUUCCUCCAACCUUCACCAAUAAUUUAUAUUAUUUUUAUCUGGUAUUCAUACAAGAAAAUUUUUGUUAGGGUGAACUUCCCCUUAAAAAGAAGAGAAGAUUUCAAUUACAAAUAAGACAGAAAGAGACAAACGGAAAAAAAAUUAAAUUGGAUUAUUGUGUUUUAAAAACAUUUUUAUUAAUUUAUCAAUUUAUUCAUUCAUCUAUUUUAUGUUAUAUAUUUAAUUAUUUGUUCAUUUAUUAAUUAUUUAUUUGUAUAUCUAUUUUUUUAUGUAUCUCUGACUUUCAUAGUCAAAAGCUUAUAAACUACUUAACACAGAAAUGCAAGCUUUAUGCAUUUUCACUGCUUACCAGCUAAGCAUAUUGCUUAAGAAUAGCUCCAUUUAUCGGGCUUCGAAAAUAGGCUUUCUUGUCCGUGCUUUCACCAGUUUCGACAAGAACAUGACAUUAUGUUGGUUUAGAAGUGUUGCGAUUCCAUAGGUUUGUACUUAAAAAAAAUGGGAUUUUUUCCGCUUUUCAGAUUACGUAAUUUAAUUUCUUCACUUCACUAUCACAAAGAGAUGUCAUUAAUAUCUCUCCUACAAGCUUGAAUUGACAAAAUCUAUAGCUUUUGAAAACUUUUUACCAAACUUUAUUUUCUGCCUACAGGUAUUUGGCUCAGCUUUCCAAUUCUAUCUGCAUUCAAAUUAUGUGUACCACUUUUCCUGCCCUAGAAAUUUAGGCCAAAUAAGAGCCCCCCCCCCCAAAAAAAAAUCACAAAAUAGGGCCAUCCAUUUGAGCACAUAGUUCUCACUUCUCAGUGACAUUUUUUCUGCUAAUUAAAGAAAAAAUCAAAAUCAAAAUCUGAAAAGCAGAAAAAUUAACAUUUAUUACUGUGUACAAACCAAUGGAAUCACAACAUGCCAUCAUGGUCUCGAGGCCGGUGAAAGCACAGACCGUAAGCUUAUUUUCAAAGCCCGAUAAUUGGAGUUAUUGUUUAAGCAAAAUACUUGGCUGGAAAGCGGUGAAUAUGCAUAAAAAUUGCAUUGCUGUGUUAAGCUCUCGAUUUGGUAUAUGAUUUGUCAGUUUCACUUUUGGGUCUGAUCUUGGUCUUCAACGCUUGCAUUUUGUAUAUCAGCUUCAGGUCAGAUUUGUAAAGGCAAUGACUAGCUGUAGCUUCUACCUUGAUUAUGGGAUAGGAAUAUCCCCCCCCCCUCCCCCCGAACAUAAAAUUGUCUUUUUCAGCAUUAUACUACUGGCCCGUUUUGUUUUAUUUUUAUUCCCAUGUUUCAAUUCACUUUCAUCCUAAGAAUAUGCUUUGUUUGACUAAAAUUUAUGUGAUUAUUUUAAAUGUUUGUAUUUUAUUGAUGGAAAAUAAAUGAAAAUUCCAUCUAUGUA